This is a messenger RNA of Drosophila willistoni, 3136 nucleotides long. RefSeq names its product tensin (gene by). Gene Ontology annotation, molecular function: protein binding. The transcript is spliced from 2 exons. Lineage: Eukaryota; Metazoa; Arthropoda; Insecta; Diptera; Drosophilidae. The record is from RefSeq and is a predicted model, not a curated record. Bases 4 to 2193 code for a protein of 729 amino acids.
ACUAUGCGGUCGCCGUACGAAGAUACUAGUGCUAUUGGUGCUGUUAAUAAAUACCAAUACAACGGCAACGCCAACAACAACAACAAUAAUAAUAAUAAUUACUAUAAAAACUAUAAUACGAUUGGGAAUGGAAAUGGAAGUGGAAACGGCAUACCUUAUCAUGCCCGCGAGAAUUCGUUGCCAUUUAGCUAUGGAAUCGCCAAAACUUCAACACCAUUGCGCAAAACGCCAACACCGACGCAAGCGGAUUGCUUUUUAGAUUUUGAUUUCGGUACAACAACAACAACGACAACGAAUAAUUAUAAUUAUAAAAAUGAUAAUAAUAAUAGCAAUAAUGGUAAUAUAAACGAUAUGAUCAAGCCCCAACCGCGAUUGACGAGCCCUUUGCUAGUGCGCAAAACUCUGGGAAAUGGAACAAACACAACAAAUUCCACAAAUACAAAUACCAUAGCCAACACAUAUCAUUAUAGAUCUGGUCUUCCAUCGUCGGCGUCGUCUGCGACGUCAGCUUCGUCGCCACAGCAGACGCCACUGCGAGAUGAUUUCGAACAAUUGCUACGGGAGAGACGCGAAAAGGUCUUCAACGAGUAUAGGGGUAGUGAGGGAGUGGGACGCCAGCAGAAGCGUGAACCACCCAUACCACCACAAAGGCAAUAUUAUACAAAUACCCUCUAUACUACCAAUGGCAAUGGAAAUGGUAAUGGAUAUUAUCGGAAUACCUCAUCUCUGGGGGGUAAAAGCAAAUAUAAUUAUGAUUUCGAAUUCAAUUUGAAUUUGGAUGAUUUGGAUUAUGGAAAUAAUGAACGUAAAUCAGCGCCAGCACCCACAUAUGCUCCAUAUCAAACACGGACCAUACAAUUCGUGGAGGAUCAGGAUGUUCCAGAUGGUGUGAUCAAUAGACGACACAUUGCAUCCACACUAGAGGAACGCAAUUAUCACACAAUUAACAGCAGCAGCAGCAAAAUCAACAGCAGCAGCAUCAACAGCCAACAGCAACUUCAUGUGGAACCAGCCUCGUCGACUUAUGGUCAGAGCAACAGUAGCAACUUGGAGACACUUACGCGCACUCGUCGCGAUUUAUCCGCAUCACCAUCGUCGCCCAUCUAUGCCACCAGUAGCAAGCGUAACCCAAAUACCAAUGGCCAGACAACAACGCCUAGUCCCACAAGUAGACCAGAGACUCCAGCCUUUCCGGUCACACCGCGCACACCAUUUGGGGGCACAACACCGCAACAGCAACAUUUGGGCUUGGAGUCGAUCUAUCAGACAACAUCAAGACAAAAUCAACGACAGUCCACCCCACUUGGCUCUCCCCAAGAGCCACCCAUGGAAGUGGCCGCCGAUUCUGUACGCUUUGCUCGCAGUUCGGCCAAAUUCUGGUAUAAGGCCAAUCUCUCGCGUGAAGAUGCCAUUGCCUUAUUGGCAUCAGCCCAGCCGGGCACUUUCUUAGUACGCGAUUCGACAACCUAUAAGAAUGCCUAUGGCCUGGUUGUACGUGUCUCUCAGCCUCCAGCUGGUUCCCAGGAGCUAGUGCGUCACUUCCUUAUCGAACCCACACAACGUGGGGUCCGCUUAAAGGGUUGUGCCAACGAACCCGUCUUCACAUCACUUUCGGCUUUGGUUUUCGAGCAUUCCAUCAAUCAAUUGGCAUUGCCUUGCCUACUCCGUUUGCCCGAAGAGGAUAUUGUUCCAAGUCCGUUAGCCAAAACGCCAGCGCAGGAGCAUUUGCUAGCCCAUGGAGCUGCCUGCAAUGUCCUGUGGCUAUACUCCUGCGACACAGAGUCGUUAACCGGCAACGAAGCGAUACGUAAGGCCAUCCGGCAAAUGUAUGCCCAAACACCUCUGCAUCCAGCCACUGAGGUUCAUUUCAAAGUUACCUCCCAGGGCAUCACAUUGACCGAUAACACGCGUAAAAAGUUCUUCCGCAAGCAUUACACAGCCGAUAUCAUCUCACACUGUGCUAUCGAUCCGGAAAAUCGAAUGUGGUCAUCGCCACCAUCGGGUGAAGAUGCCUCCAAGGCUCAGAGCGAGAAGAAAACGAUUUUCGCCUUUGUGGCACGUCGCUCGCACAGUUCCAAGGAUAAUCAAUGUCAUGUAUUCUGUGAUCUUUCGGUCAGUCAGCCAGCAGCGGCAAUUGUCUCAUUUGCUAAUCGAACGCUGCCCACCGAAAAGCUAAAGAACUAUGUUCUAUAGAGACAUAAAACGCCAAAAAGUGCAGGACCAGAACUAAAAUGGACAGACCAAACCAUAAUGCAAAUGAAAAGGAAAUUGUGUGGCACUUAACAGAACGUAUAACCAGCCGAAAUAUAAUAACAAUAAUUGAUGUCAGCUAUACAAUUAGUUUAUUUAGAGCGAAACAGAAUGCACGAAAAUAAAAAGUAUAAACUCACAGAUAACGUACUAUACAAUAUAUACAUAUGUACCUACAGAUACAUACAUCUGUAUCCAACUGUCUAUCAACUUCGAAUAACUAAACGUACAGUGGCGCUUUGUCUUGCAAAAUGAAUGGAAAACGAAUCAUUUUUUGUUUAUAUGUUACAUAUGAUAAACUUAAUUAUGAUAUUAGCAAUAAUAAGGUUAAAGUUGAAAUGGCAACUUUCUUAAAUGGCUUACAGGGUGCGCUACAAAGAAACCACAAACACACACACGCACAUUAAAGGGCAAAUCUGGGUAUGUGAUAUGAGGGCAAAUCGCUCCCUAAAGUAGGCAAUAGGCUUCCAAAAAAUUCAGUGAAGUCAGAAAUAAAUAUAGAACUUUUCGACUACAAAACAAACCAAAACUCUUUGUUUGUUUUUUAAAUUAAAUUCUCUGUCUGUCUACUUUAGUGGGAAAUUUCACCCAUUUCAAAUUUCCAGACCCGCCACUGAGACACACACUCACACAAUGAACCUAAUAUAUCUAAUAUAUAACUAAUAUACUUUUUUUGUGAAACUACGUACAAUUAAUGUUAACUUAGAAAGUUGUUUUUUUAAUACACAAGCACCAGCUGUUAAAUAAGUUCGAUGAAAAACGCGUUCAAAACGAAACAAAUUUUAUAAUUUAUAUAUGUAUCUUUGUAUUAGCUAUAAGCUCUACUAAUUUCAGUCACUAUAAAUAAAACAAAAAUAAAAAAUGGCAAACGAUGUUAAUAAACAUG